This is a messenger RNA of Athene cunicularia (burrowing owl), 1045 nucleotides long. RefSeq names its product acyl-CoA thioesterase 13 (gene ACOT13). The coding region runs from base 61 to 495 and encodes 144 amino acids. The transcript has 3 exons. Lineage: Eukaryota; Metazoa; Chordata; Aves; Strigiformes; Strigidae. Gene Ontology annotation, molecular function: fatty acyl-CoA hydrolase activity. The record is from RefSeq and is a predicted model, not a curated record.
ACCCGCCGGGGUUGCCGUUCCGGGGCGCGGUCGGGCGGUCGGCGGGGCACUCAGGGCAACAUGGGGUGCACGAUGGAGAGCCUGAGAGAGGCCAUAAAGUACAUGGUGGAGUCGCAGGGCUUCGACCGGGUGCUCCGCAAGAUGAAACUCCUUUCCGCAACUCCUGGAAAAGUUGUUUGUGAAAUGAAAGUAGAGGAGGAGCAUACGAAUAGAGGUGGCACAUUACAUGGAGGUUUGACAGCCACGCUUGUGGAUGUGGUGUCAACAGCGGCGUUGCUGUACACAGAAAGAGCACUGCCUGGGGUCAGUGUGGACAUGAACAUCACAUAUACUUCUGCUGCUAAGAUUGGAGAAGAGAUACUGAUUACAGCUCAGAUUUUGAAGCAAGGAAGAAGUAUUGCAUUUGCCACCGUGGAUUUAACAGAUAAGGCCACAGGAAAGUUAAUUGCACAAGGUAGACAUACAAAGUAUCUAGGAAGUAAUACAAGCAAGUAAUUUAAAAAAAAAAAAAAAGGGCUUAUAAUUCCAUAUCGAAUGAUUUUCUCAUUUAUACAAUAGGACAUCUGCAGUAAGUUUGGUAGUUUAUAUCAAAUGAAUUUGUCUCAGUCCCAUAAGAAGUGAACAAAUUUCUUAGUUACCACCAGAAUUGAUACAGGCCUAAAAUUAGUGCCUAUUUUGAGAUGAACAACAGAGUAUGAUAGCACGGGGAUGCAUCUGGCUUUUUUUGGUCAAAGUAGCAGAUUGGAAAAGCCUUUGCAUCAGCCAUAUGGUUUACCAGCAUGACAGUGUUUUAAGAGUUCUCCAUUUUCUUUGCCUGUGGUGUCAUCGUGUUACAAAGCAACCCAGUCUUCCAGCCCAUCACAGUCACAUUCAAACAACGCUGUAUAUGCUUACAAACUGAACUACUUGUGCUGUAAGACGGUAGUACAGAGAUUCCUAUAAUAUAGUGUGAAGCUGGUUUGAAAGUGUAAAGUAGGCUAAUACAAAAUGUAAUUUACUGAUGCUGUAAUAAAGUCAAGUGUUCAAUAAAGCUUUCUGAAACUAC